Messenger RNA from Neltuma alba, 3482 nucleotides. RefSeq names its product COP1-interacting protein 7. The transcript has 9 exons. The record is from RefSeq and is a predicted model, not a curated record. Bases 335 to 3157 code for a protein of 940 amino acids. Lineage: Eukaryota; Viridiplantae; Streptophyta; Magnoliopsida; Fabales; Fabaceae.
AUACUCAUGACCGGAGGAGUUAGAUCUAGCUAUGAUAAUAAUUAUACUUUACUAUAUUGCAUGUGGAAUCCUAUAAUGUCCGAAUUUACACUCCAAGGUGACCAAAGCUGCAUCUAAGCAUCUUCCUGCUGGCUCUCUCUCUCUCUCUCUAUAGUCUAUACUCUCACCGUCCCAUGGCCAGCUUAGACCCAAUGCGAUGAUGGCCACGUUCCGCAACUUCACAGCUUGCACUACCCAACACUCAAACUAAAAGCUUUUCUUAAUGUUCACGGACAAUAAGUGAGCAUUCCUUAUUGUGCAGUGAAGAUUAUGCUCUGACACUCUGCUGACCCUCAUGGAUUCCAAGGCCGUUCUCGAUUAUGCUCUGUUUCAACUCACCCCAACAAGAACUAGAUGUGAGCUGGUCGUGUUUUCUGGGGGUGCUCAUGAGAAAAUAGCUUCUGGUUUGUUCGAUCCUUUUGUUUCUCACUUGAAAUUCGCAAAAGAUGAGAUCUCCAAGGGUGGAUACUCAAUUAAGCUUCUCCCACCCACCCUCCCUGCACUUUGGUUCUCCAAAGCCACAUUUGAGAGAUUUGUGCGCUUUGUCAGCACACCGGCUAUCUUGGAGAGAUUUGGCAGCAUUGAGAAGGAGAUCAUGCAGACUGAAAGCUCAUAUGACGCUAACAAGUUAUCAAUGUCUAAUGUAACUUUCGAUGAAGGAAUCGUGUCACAAUCCAGUGGCAAUGCCAGUAGGUUAAGUGAUUCUUCAAAGCUAAAUGGUGAACUUGAAGGUUGUGAAAACAAAGAAGAGGAAAACUCAAAGAUGUCUCUACAGCGUCUGUUAGAGUCUCGAUUGGCACUGCUCCGGAAAGAGCAAGCAAUGGCUUAUGCACGUGGCCUUGUUGCUGGAUUUGAAAUUGAUAAUAUUGAUGAUCUCAUAUGCUUUGCAAAUGCAUUUGGAGCAUCCCGUUUAAGGGAAGCGUGUAUUGGUUUUAAGGAAUUAUGGAAGAAAAAGCAUGGGGAUGAUCUUUGGAUAAAGGAAGUCGCUGCCAUGCAGUCAUGCUUACCACCAGCACUCUCGUUUUCUGGAGCAUCAGGAAUUAUUCUAGCCAAUGAAGUUCCUACCCCUGAUCAGAACAAGAUUGAUAAUUCCAAGGAAAGUCUUUCUUCUAGUGAUGACACAUCAAACUCUUCCGCGUCAAACAGAAAAGAAGAUGACAAAUUGCCUCCUUCAGAUCAGGUACCAUCAUAUCCUGCAAAUGUUCAGAUGCCAAUGCCAUGGCCUUACAAUGUACCUCCAUUCAUGUACAAUCUUCAAAGUCCCAUGCAGCAAGUGCCUCCAUAUCCAGGAUACCCUUUGACUAAUAUGCAGUCCGUUCCUCCAUACCUUCUAAGAAAUAUGCAUUGGCCUUCCAACCUGGAGAAUUCUAACGUUAAUCUACCUAGGCAGUCUAAUUCUCAGAAGAAGAAGUCUUCUGCAACUAGAAAGGAGAAAUCUCUUUACAAGCAAGAAUCGGAAGAUUUAGAAGACCAGCAGACAGAGUCUAGUGACCCUGAUUCCAUGAGUGAAUCAGAUUCAGAUGGGGAGUCAGACUCAAAGCAUUCCCUGAAGGAUGAUUCAAAAAAGAAAAAGCACAGAAGAAGAUCUGGAACUGUUGUAAUUCGCAAUAUUAAUUACAUCACUCCAAAUAAGAAAAAUGGAAAUGAGGGUAAAGCCUCGGAUGAAUCAUCUAUAGAUGAUGAUGAUGUCAUUGAUGAAAAAAAUAUUAAACAGAAGGUCAAUAUUGCACUUGAAUCAUUGCAGAAGGUUCACAAGGUUGACAAACAUGCUAAUAAGAAAAACGGAGUGGCCCAAUCAAAUGGUGCUUCUGAGCCGGAGCUACGUGAAAAUAUGAGCGAUGCAUCUGAGGGAGGGAAGACAAAUGAGAACUGGGCUGCUUUCCAGAAUCUUUUAAAGAUAGAUGAGGAUACAGGCAAUGAUGCAGCAGAAAGGCUGCAGCCAAUUGAUGUUCAGGCUGAUCAAUUUGUGGCAAGAAAUUCUGAAGAUCGAAUGUCAUAUGCUGCUGAUCCGUCUCAUGACUUGGAAUUCAAAAAAGUUCCAAAGCAGAUGAAAGUCCCAAAUGACUCUUUUAUUGUAACUCAGAGAGAUGGAGGAAAUGAAGGGGGAGCUAAGUUUGAUGAUUAUGUAGACAGCCGUGCUCCAAUUGGAAAAAGUAGGGACAACAUGGGUGAGGAGAUAAUGUUUUCACAUAGGUCUGAAGAAUCUGGAAACGACAUUGGUUACUCAUUAUCUACUUGUGUUUCUAACUCUUCAGUAAACAAGUUUACAAACGCAGAAGAUUGGUUUGUUGCUGAUCAUUCAGAGAACACGAAGAGCCUGGAAACAGCAAUUUUGCCAGCAGUGUUCGAUGGUGAUCGCAUUUUAUCAUCAGUGGAUUCCCAUGCUGAAAAAAGAAACGGAAGCACUCCAGUUGAUGAUUCAUUCAUGAUACAGGGUCAAUUGGCCCAUCAUGAUCGGCCUGAUUCUCAGUGGAAGACUGACAUUAGCAUAGUGGCAGAUCUAAAUUCAGCCGGCAAGCUGGAAAAUGACGCACAUGUUUCACAAAGUAAACAUGAAUCGUUGAAGAAUCAGGAGCCAAAUGACCUUUGUGUGGUUCUCCAACGGGAUUCUGGGUUAGGCCCUGUUGAGGCCUCUUGGACAAUGGACUAUGAAAUUGACUUUUCAUACACAGAUAGAAGAUCCUCUGUUGAUGAUUUAAACAAUGAAGUGAACAAAAAUCUUCCUGGCAGUCCGAAGAAAAUUAACAAAAACAAAGUUCCAGCAACAAGGAAUUCAGCAAGAGAAGAAAAGACUAAACCUUUGCGUGGAUCCCUCGGAAGGGGCAGGCCAGAAAUCUUUUCUAGGAACAAAAAGCCAUCGACUAUAAGCAGGCCCAUCGUUCAUAAGAGCAAACUGGAACAGGAAGAAGAAACUCGGAAAAGGAUGGAGGAACUGUUGGCUGAACGCCAGAGGAGAAUAGCAGAAAGAACUGCAGCUAGUGGCCUUGCUCGAGCAACAUCAAAGAAAGACCAAGUUGAAAAUAAAAUAGCGAGGGUGUCCGCCAGAAGUGACAAGAAUAGGACUCAGUCCAUGAAGGAGACGAACAAGAUAAGUUCUGUCAGAGUCAGAGCUGCUUAGCUAAACUAUUAGUACUUCCUAUCAUUAAAUAUACUGUGUCAUCAUGUCAUUUGUGUCAAUAUGAACUAGGCGCCUAAUGUGGUCAAGUACCCGGUCGAUUUAAGUUCAGAGAUUUCAUUCAUUCUCGUGUAUUAUCAUAGAACAAUAAAGGUUAUGCUGUGAAAUAGAUGUAUACCACCAUUGUCAACCCCCAGUCUUCUGCAAUUUCAUUGUUCGCUGCAUCAAACCUUGCGUAUCUUUGUUUUUUGGGUGCAAAUAUCUGUAAAAUAAAUGCUCCAUGGUAUUUGUUUUUGUGCAAAUAAAGAACAAACCUGGUGUAUAUGUA